AUGUGGCUUCGACAAGUCUAUCCACUGUCUCAGCAUAAAACGAAGGAUGGCAGCAGUGACACCAUACCAGGAAAAGCAUAUCAUUUUUCCGUGAGUGAAUCCACGCGACACGCUUAUUACGUCGGCUUCGAAAAAUAUGUAAAUGGCGGGCAACUCAACACAUUGCGAGUCAUAGAUACCUGGAAGGGAACUAUCACGACAUACUCACUUCCAGCGGAGUUAUCUUCAAUCUGCAUGCUCUACGAGGCAAUUAAUGGUUUAGCCUUAGUUGGCGUUGGAAACGAUAGCGGCAUAUCAGUAAGUGAAAGAAGGUUUAUUAAAGAGUUGCGCUCACUUUACUUGCGUAGAAGAAUCGCAAAUGAUGAAAACAUGAAUUUUUCAGUAAGAGUCAUGAAGAAUAUAUCCUACGGGUGUAUGUCGAGUGGCGCGAUUUUGGCUGUCACUAAGGGCACAUCCGCAGCGGGCCUUAUAUUAUGUGGAGUUUUCAAAUUGUAAUC
This is a messenger RNA of Strongylus vulgaris, 497 nucleotides long. The record is from the annotation of a GenBank genome assembly. Lineage: Eukaryota; Metazoa; Nematoda; Chromadorea; Rhabditida; Strongylidae.